Messenger RNA from Linnemannia hyalina, 477 nucleotides. The record is from the annotation of a GenBank genome assembly. Lineage: Eukaryota; Fungi; Mortierellomycota; Mortierellomycetes; Mortierellales; Mortierellaceae.
AUGUUCGCCAUUCGUGCUGUUCGCCCCGCCUCCGUGGCCCGUAUCGUCCGUUCGUCUUCUUCUAUCCAAGUGUCCCAGUUCUCAGUCUGUGCUACUCGCUUUGGAGGUAACCAUGAGGUCAAGGUGAAGCAAGGUCCUGGCGCAGCCCCAGGAGCAACCCCUACAGACUUGAACCAGUCCACCGGACUGGAACGCGCCGAGGUGCUCGGAAAGAUGGAAGGAAAAGAUAUCUUUGACCUUGCACCCCUCGAGGUCCUUGUCCGUGGUACCAAAACCGAGCCUACCAUCAUCCGCUCUCGCGAUCCCGUCCGCUACGUCGGUUGCUCCGGUGUUCCGGGAGAGCACCAUGAGGUACAAUGGUUGUUGAUUGACCAGAGCCACGAAUUUGAUCGCUGUGACCAGUGUGGAAACGUUUACAAGUGGUCAGCCUACGAGCCUGACGAGAACUUUCCCAGUUCCGGUCUCCACCACCACUAA